AUGUCCGACGGAAUACCAACAAUUUACCGACAGCCGCUACUGCUGAUAUUCUGGAUCCUCUAUCGCCGCACCGGAGAACUGAUAAUUGCUUUCAUCUGCUUCCCUUUCUUCAAAGAUUACAGAUCUUCUUUACUGCAAAUCGUCUACCGUCAUUAUCAUCUUCGCUGCUGUUACUUUGUUACUGAGAAGGAGGGUAAGACGCCUACCGUUCCGGCACUUUUUCUCUACACCCAUACGAUCAAUCAUGACGGAAUCACUUUUGUUGAUAACAAGGCAGCUGACACUUAUGCACGCUUCAAGGAGAUCCUUGCUUCUCGUUUAGCAGUUGAUGGAAGCAAUCCUACCGAUACGGAAGAAAACCAAAUAUGGUAUGAGCUUGUUGAGGGUGAGAAGAAACAGAGAGUUUAUGGUGUUGGCUCUUCUGCACCAUCUUACUAUUCUGAUGUUGCUCGAUUUCCAGAUCAGCCUACUCCGUCUCAGGCGAAUCAAGAUUUUGAUAAUCUCCGCAGAGCACAUGAGAAGCUACAAGAUCAGUUUCGUGUACUACAGUAUCAGUUUGAUGUUGUAGUGGAUCAUCUUCGAACCGAUUGUCCAAUUCCACUUGUAUUUUCGACUCCUGCAGCGUCAUCUCCUUCGCGCCCUUCAGAUGAUACAGUUGAUACGACCGAUUUGGAUGAUGAAUUUUAGACUACUUUGAAAUAUUUUGCAGUGACAAACACUUUUGUUUGGAAUAUUUUACAGUGACAAAUACUUUUGUUUGACAUUUAAAAAUAUUUAAAUUAGUACAUGUGGAACUUUUUGAAUUAAUUUUAAUAUUUUAUUGUUUUUAAA
Molecule: messenger RNA, 831 nt
Organism: Mercurialis annua (annual mercury)
Lineage: Eukaryota; Viridiplantae; Streptophyta; Magnoliopsida; Malpighiales; Euphorbiaceae
Exons: 5
Coding region: 1-687 (228 amino acids)
Source: RefSeq, a predicted model, not a curated record